AUUCUGUUUCAUGAUAAACAGAGGCCAAGGUUGCUUUAUUCCCCAAAGUUUCCUGCUUUUUGGUGCUCCAACCUCGUAAACCCGAGUAAAGCUAGUCUCGUUUUGCUUACUCACCAAGUCAUGUACUUUCUCAGUGAUCAAUAGUUAAGUACAGCCCACUAACAGCUUCCUCUCAUCUCCGAUCUUCGAUUCAUUUCCCAGCCAUCCACACACCCAACGAGGAUUGUCUGAGUACUUUCUUUGGGUCUUGGACAUCAGUUUCUGUUGAUAAAGCAUGGCGGAUCAAUACUCCAAUGAAGGUUCCAGAACUGUAAAUGUUUCUGGGGAAAGCUCAGAUUUGACUGUUCAGCUCAAUAUCAAGACUCUUGAUUCCCAGAUCUACAGUUUUCAAGUGGACAAAAAUAUGCGUGUUUCAUUGUUUAAGGAGAAAAUAGCUGAUGAAAUUGGCAUCCCAGUUGGUCAGCAACGGCUGAUUUUCAGGGGAAGGGUCUUAAAGGAUGAUCAUCUUCUCUUGGAUUAUCAUGUGGAGAAUGGGCAUACCUUGCAUUUAGUGGAGAGGCAGCCAUCACAGGCACAACCUUCUUCUGGUGCAGGUUCUGGAGAGGCAGCUGAGAGUAAUGGUAGUAGAGGGAGUGAUCCUGGUACCGGCAACCCUCGCAAUCGCGUUGGGCAAAUUUCACACAGUGUAGUUCUUGGGACCUUUAAUGUUGGGGAGCAGGGUGAAGGAGUUGUUCCGGACCUUUCUCGGGUUAUUGGGGCUGUUCUGAAUUCUAUAGGACUUGGCGGCCAUACUACAGCUGUUGGUACUAGUGGCACACAGUCUUCUACGUUGCCAAAUGCUGCUGGCCAGGCUCCUCGAGGAAAUGAAACAGAAGGGAUACGUGGCAAUGUUGGAAUUCAGAUCCAAGCAGGAAAUCAAGCACAGUCUGGGCAGGCAUUUUCUGGUCAACCAUUCCAAUCUUUACCUCAAGUCAUGCAAAUCCCUUUGGCUGCAGCAGCAGCAGCACCUGUUCCUUCCCUUCAUGUGCCUAUUCCCGACUCUCUGAGUACUCUUUCUGAGUUUAUGAAUCGCAUGGAGCAAACAUUUUCGCAAAAUGGGUAUCAUCCAAAUUCAUCUUCAAUCAAUGCUGGUGAGCCACCGAGGGCGGAAUUACCUUCCAAUGCACAGGGGUUGUGUACGCCUGAAGCAUUGAGCAUUGUCCUACGCCACGUGCAACGACUUCUUGGUGGUCAAGCAGCUGCUGCGCUAUCUCAUAUUGCAGGACGCUUGGAGCAAGAGGGAUCUUCCUCUGAUACUACUGUAAGGGCCCAAUUACAGGCAGAGUCAAUGCAAUUAGGGCUUGCAAUGCAACAUUUAGGUGCUUUGCUUCUUGAGCUUGGUCGCACAAUUUUGACACUGCGAAUGGGACAGUCUCCAGCAGAAUUUGUUUUGAAUGCAGGACCUGCAGUUUACAUAUCUUCAUCAGGGCCUAAUCCUAUAAUGGUUCAGCCCUUUCCUCUUCAAACCAGCUCCUUCUUUGGUGGUUCUGUUCCUCAAUCAAAUCCUGGCCCUGUUGGUAUAGGGAUUACUCCAAGGCACAUAAACAUUCAUAUACAUGCUGGUAGUUCACUUGCGCCAAUUGCUUCUGCAGUUGGUACAAGGGCCAGUAGUGCAGAAGUAAUGCAGGGUGAACGUCAGAACGGUGCUGGUUCUGGUGAUUCCAGUGCAACAAGGGUACUACCUACAAGAAGUGUCAAUCCAGUGGUUGGCACAUCGCAUCCUAGUGGUCUUGCAGGUUCUGGUGUAGCACAACCUAGUCUAGGUGGCCAAGCAGAAUCAGUUGUUCAAAAUUCUUCUGUUGAAUCUGCCGCAGGCAGGGAUGUGGGGAAUGAACAGAAAAAUAACAUGACAGUUAAUUCAGUCAACAGAUUUGGGGAAUUAGGCAAAUCCAUUCCUGGGUGCAUACCUGAAAGUGAAGGUCAGAAGCUCGACCAAUUGAGUAAUAUUAAUGCUUCAACUGGCUUGAAAGAUGUUUCUACCUCCUCUGGAACUUCUCUGAGUUGUUUAAGUGGAGGAACUGAAUCAAAGUCUUACUUUCCUCAGGAAAGUACUCUGAGAUCUGAUCAGAAGCAUGAUACAACUGAGGGUGCCAAAGCUGUUCCGCUUGGUUUAGGGCUGGGAGGUUUGGAACGUAAGAGGCGAGGCAAGCAGCAAAAGUCAAAGGUCAUGGGUGGUGAUGGUGGGACCACUAGUAGUUCUGAUGAUCAGAAUCAGCAGAUAAGAAAAAGCGGCCAACAGAUUUUGCAGUCUCUAGCAUCUCGUAGCUCUGUUGUAAAUAAUAUGAAUGCAAAUGAACGGUCCCCAGAGCAGCUACCCUCUCCAAUUGAUAUGGCAGGUCUUAUGUCUCAGGUCAUGCAAACUCCUUCGUUGAAUGGUUUGUUGACUACUGUUUCAGAGCAAGCUGGGGUUGGCUCUCCUGAUUUCUUGAGGAAUGUGUUGCAACAGCUCUCUCUGAGCCCCCAGAUGAGGAACACAGUCAGUCAAGUGGUUCAACAGGUUGAUAGGCAAGAUCUUGGAAACAUGUUUGCUGGGCUUGGAAGAGGCCAAGGUGGUGGCCUUGAUUUGCCUAGGGUGUUCCAACAGAUGCUGCCUGUUGUUUCCCAAGUCCUCAGAGGUGGAUCAACCCAGUCUCAGCUUUUUCCUGACAUGGAAGCUGAAGCCCAACUGCACCAUAAUGAGCCAAGGGUGCACAAGGAUGACAAAAAAAAUGAACAAAACUUCCAGACCAAUCUCCAACAAGUGGCUCAGAGGAUUGAGCGACUGAAUCCACCUGGAAAUGUUUUCCAUUCUGUAGUCGAAAAUGCAGUUCAGUUAUCUGGCAGAAGUGGUUCCGAAGAUCUUAUUAAUGAAUUGUGCAGCGAUGAAGGUCUUGCUGAUGAAUAUAUGGAGAUGUUGCGCCGUGAUGUUCACCAACGACUUAAUGGCGAGUCUAGGCCGGACGACUGCUCACCAUAGGUUUUGCUGAAGUCAGAAGGAUUGCCGAAGUGGGGAAUGGGGACAUAGCAGCAGCAGCUGUGGUCACAAGAAUCCAACGGCCAAUAACAUUUUGCUCAAGUUUCGAUCAAAUGUUCUUCACUCGUAAGAUGGAUUUCAAGCUGUGAACUCCUGUGAACAUUCGUGUUCCAUAGUGUUGAUCUCCUGGCAUUAUAAUUUAUGUUUAUGAAGAUUUUUGUUUUUUUAUAAUAUUGGUAUUUGAUAAAAUUAUAAUUAUUUAAUUAAAUUUAAACCCAAAAA
Carya illinoinensis is the source of this 3274-nucleotide messenger RNA. Its product is annotated as ubiquitin-like domain-containing protein CIP73. Gene Ontology annotation, molecular function: misfolded protein binding; polyubiquitin modification-dependent protein binding. Gene Ontology annotation, cellular component: BAT3 complex. Bases 275 to 2995 code for a protein of 906 amino acids. Lineage: Eukaryota; Viridiplantae; Streptophyta; Magnoliopsida; Fagales; Juglandaceae. The transcript has 19 exons. The record is from RefSeq and is a predicted model, not a curated record.